AUGGCCGAGAAGCUCCGCCGCCUCCUCUUCCUCCUCCUCCUCGCCGUCGCCGCCCUGAGCGAGAGAGGAUAUGCUGAUGAUGACUUAAAAUUAGAAGAUGCGCUCAUUGACCAGCCGACAAAGCCGACCAAGCGACCUACUCACAAGCCACCCAAAAAGCCUUCUUCUAGCGGAACAGGCGAUUGGGACUUGUCUGACUACUUUGAUGAGCUGGAGACAACGACAAAGCCAGCAAAGGUGACCGCUGGCCCUUAUCCGAAGAAACCAGAUGAUAGCCGCUGGAAUGUACAGUACACCACCACCACCAAGCAGCCGAAAAUGACCAAGGCGCCACCCAAAAAACACCCAACCAAAGAUCCCAUGGAUUUUGACUUAAGUGAUGCCUUGAAGGACCAAAAUGAUGAGCAUGGUGGUGGGAAGCCAAUUGUCAAUCCUGGUGGAGGCUCCAAAGGUAGAGGUGGAAGAGGUGGAAAACCUGGUAUUUCAGAUGAUGACUUGGCUGGAAUUCUGGAUGACGGAGGCUACCAACCGGAGAAGAAGAAAGGGGGCAGCGGCGGAGGCGGCAGCGACAGCAAUUAUAAUGAUGGUGCCCUAGUAGAGACAGGGACGAUCGCUGGCAUAGUCAGCGGCCUCGCCAUGGCUCUCAUUGGUGCCGUGAGCAGCUACAUCUCGUACCAGCAAAAGAAGUUCUGUUUCAGCAUACAGCAGGGUCUGAAUGCAGAGUACGUGAAAGGAGAAAACAUGGAAGCGGUGGUGACUGAAGAGCCACAAGUUAAAUAUUCUGUCCUAGAGCCACAGUCAGCAGAGCCGCCUCCGCCGCAAGAGAACGCAAAGGUCUAAACUGUCAGGCUCGGGCUGGAAAGAAUUGGUCAACGGCAACCACAUACACGCUUCUCACAUGCUUGUAAUUUAGCUUUUUACAAACGUUUGAUUUGGAUCCAAAGCUAUUUAAUGUGUGUUCUGUCUAGGACAGGCUUCUUAUUGUGGUAGACUAUAGGCAGGUUGGUACGUUUGUUUCUUUUUUUUUCUCACCAUUUCUGUUUUUUCGUGAAGAGUUGUAGGUUUACAUCGACUUGGUCAUGUAGGAGUUUUUUGUCAGGUUGAAUACAAACCACAAGGGUGCUUCAAAGUGAUGUUUCAUAUUAGAUGUAGGGAUUUUCAUUAAUGAGGAAAAAAAGCAGCUGGGAGUAGUGACUACAGGUGUGAGAACAAUGAAGUGCCUGUAAAUUAACAAUCCAAAGCAAACCAUUAAAAAAAAAACCUUUGUAGAAAUGUCUUUCAGCUACAUUGGCUGGCGGCUAUGAGCUCAUGGCUUCCGCGUGCUCUA
This is a messenger RNA of Euleptes europaea (tarantolino), 1327 nucleotides long. RefSeq names its product CD99 molecule like 2 (gene CD99L2). Bases 1 to 840 code for a protein of 279 amino acids. The transcript has 12 exons. NCBI's taxonomy places the organism in Eukaryota, Metazoa, Chordata, Lepidosauria, Squamata, Sphaerodactylidae. The record is from RefSeq and is a predicted model, not a curated record.